AUUGUGGACCCCCCCUCGCUUACCCUAUCUCAAUCUCCAGCCCCUCUCUCUUUCCAGAAUCUAGUCCCUCACUAUCCAGUUACCAAGAUGGCCGCUUUGAAAGAUUUUUUGAAAGCUGAUGAUAUUCAGAAGGCCCUUGAGGCAGUCAAAGCGGAGGGUACCUUCGACCAUAAGAAGUUCUUUGCUCUGGUGGGCCUGAAGGCCAUGACUCCUGACAACGUCAAGAAGGUGUUCCAGGCUAUUGAUGCUGACCAGAGUGGAUUCAUUGAGGAGGAGGAGCUCAAGUUCGUGCUGAAGAGUUUCGCUGAGGAUGGCAGAGACCUGACCGACGCCGAGACCAAAGCAUUCCUUAACGCCGCCGACAAGGACGGAGACGGAAAGAUCGGCAUUGACGAGUUUGAAGUCUUGGUCCAUGAGGUGUAAAGAACAACCCUCGUCUCCCCCUUUCUCCUCCCCUGUGAAUUCCUGUUUUAACUACAAUCUCCCACCUCUAUGCCUCCCCCCCAUCACCCAGAAAAGCACCAUCCGGGUGAAGUUUCUCCUCGGUACAGAUCUAGGAUCAGCUUCCCCUUCCCCAAUCCCAACCUUAUCUACUAGAGUGGGGAAAAUGUAAACUGACCCAAGAUCAGCGUCUAGGCUACUUCACCCUACACCGCACCAUGCAGGCCCAGUCUCUCUCAGUGAAACAGUACAGGAGACAUCCACCAGGGAGAGGUAGAGAGGGGACACCCCAACAAGCACUACUGUAUUUAUUUGUACGUUUUUCUACCUUACCAACAUACUGUAUACGUGUCCUGUUUUGAUUUGAAAACCUCACGACUGUCUCAUUUUAAAAGAAAACCUUUACUGUAGAUAUAAUGUACCAGAAACCAUCCUUUUCCUCUCACCGUCUAUAAACCCUAUGUCACUUUACCCAAAUGCCACCCUACUACCUUCAUAGAGCACUUCUUCAAAAGAGUGACAAAAGGGAAUAGGGUGCCAUUAUUUGGGGACGCACCCUGUACAACCUGUCUCUCAUUCUUUAUUUUUGCCUAUUCACACAUACUUGUACCCUCCUUCCCUCCCUCCCUCCAUUCCUCCUUCCUCUCUCGUCUGGUAAUGAGAUGUAUAAAUAAAGAAGAGGUAGAGCUGUGAAGAGAGAUACAUGAUUCAAAUAAGAAAUAAUAAGGAAUAAAACACCUUAAGUAAAAUGA
Molecule: messenger RNA, 1193 nt
Organism: Coregonus clupeaformis (lake whitefish)
Lineage: Eukaryota; Metazoa; Chordata; Actinopteri; Salmoniformes; Salmonidae
Product: parvalbumin alpha
Exons: 5
Coding region: 88-423 (111 amino acids)
Cellular component (GO): cytoplasm; nucleus
Molecular function (GO): calcium ion binding
Source: RefSeq, a predicted model, not a curated record